GUGUAGAUAAUUCUCUUACUCUUUGGCUAACACUGUACAACUCAAAACCACAUCCUAGGUUUUCAACGAAUAUUGGUAAAAGUUCUGGAAUUGACACAAUUGGCAAAAGAUUUGUUUUAAAUAAAUGGUACCAUAUAGAAUACACACUCUUGGAUCUUCAUAAGCGUUUGGAUUUCUACAUAGAUGGAAAAUGGUUUGGAUUCAAGAGCAUAGAACAAGUUCAAAAGGAAUACAUUGUGUUCAACAAAGACUCGUUGAGAAUAGGACUUAUCUUUUGUGACACUGAGUUUAAAGGGCAAAUGAGCAAUUUUUGUUAUUAUAAUUGGCAUUUAUCAGCUGAUGAAAUUGCGAAAGAUUUUAUUGCGACAUAUGAAACAUACCAAUGA
Molecule: messenger RNA, 386 nt
Organism: Diversispora eburnea
Lineage: Eukaryota; Fungi; Glomeromycota; Glomeromycetes; Diversisporales; Diversisporaceae
Source: the annotation of a GenBank genome assembly